Molecule: messenger RNA, 1790 nt
Organism: Anopheles cruzii
Lineage: Eukaryota; Metazoa; Arthropoda; Insecta; Diptera; Culicidae
Product: mitochondrial protein C2orf69 homolog
Exons: 5
Coding region: 138-1541 (467 amino acids)
Cellular component (GO): mitochondrion
Source: RefSeq, a predicted model, not a curated record
AAGGAUAAAACAUAACAGAACGCGUUCAGUGCGGCUCGGCUUGAGUGUUUUUGGGUUUCCGCUAGGUUCCGGAGCGUAGAGUGUGAGUCGCUGCAUUGAAUUGAUGAAUCUAGCCUGCUGAUAAACCACGCUCAACCAUGAGUAACUCACGUUGCAACGAGGCAGAGGCAUCGUCGACGACGUCGGCCACGACAUCGGCCACGAUGUCGCCCACGACGUCGAUCCCAAGCAAGCCAGUUGAGGCCGAAGCUAGUUCGCCAGUUGCACACUUUAGUACUCCACCCGUACCGGCCGUCAGCACUGCAGCUCCGUGCAAGAUUAAUGGUUUAAAGGGGUAUCAGAAUCGCACGAACAAUAUCAUCUACUGUCCGCCGCUGACACGGCCAGUCUCGCCCAAGGAAAAAUGCUCCGCAGUCAUCUACUUCGGGGGCGACGUACAGGACGUCCCGGAGAAGAUGGAAUCGAAUCGGGACAACAAGAACUACAUUAUGUGGAACUUGGAGAAUACUGCCACGCUGCUGCGCGAAGGUUUCCCCCGGUCGCAUAUCAUUGUCGUGCGCCCCACGCGCAUGGAGUACAGCACAUUCAGCUGCUUCGACAAUUUCGUACGUGGCAACAACGCCGGCAUCCCGGACCACACACCGAUGCACUACUCCCUGCAGCACCUGGAAGAGCUUCUCAUCAGCCUGACAAAGAAGCUGACCAAACCGGUGCUUGAGCAGGAGAUGCUUCACAAGCUGCUUCAAGCAUCAGAAAGAGACCUUCCAUACAAUCCGGAGCCAGGGAAAUUGAAGCGCUGUAAUGCAGCGACGUCGGAGGAGGAUUUUCUUCCAAGGGCCGAUUUCUACGGCGACCCAAAGGAGCUGUUGUGGUGGCGAGAAAAUUUGAAUCUAGAUACGGCCACUCUCAAACUGGUCGGUUUCAGCAAAGGUUGCGUAGUGCUGAAUCAGUUCAUCUACGAGUUUCACUACUACAAAACGCUCACUCCGGACGACAGCACCAUGAUGCGCCUAGUGUCGCGCAUCUCCGACAUGUACUGGCUGGAUGGUGGCCAUAGCGGUGGCAAAAACACCUGGAUAACCUCCCGCAGCCUGCUCGAAACGCUCUCCCGGCUGUCCAUCAAUAUCCAUGCGCACGUCACUCCAUAUCAAAUACAGGACGAACACCGACCGUGGAUCCGGAAGGAAGAGAAAGCUUUCUGCGACAUGCUGACGCGGCUGGGGGCUGCUUAUCAUCGGAGCGCGUACAUGAGCGAGGCCAACUCCACGAAUCUGUACACGCACUUUGACGUGCUGACCAGAUUUCGAAUGCAUCAGAUCAGCGUUUUCAGCCUCCAAAUGAACCAGUUGUUGUCCGGCAACCAGCAAUCGUUAGCCCCCGGCACCCACGGGCCCACCGACGAGAACAUCGCAUUGGAGUAUGUUGGAUCCUCAAUAGGUAAGGAAUCGAUGAUGUCGGACCCGGAUGGCAACGACCCAGCGCCGUUGCCGGACUCUUCCUCGAACAUUGACGAGUCAGGCGACGACCAGGAGGAUAACUGACAAUCGGAACUUGAUUGCAUCAAUUUAAUUUCUGUAUUUGUGUAAAGACCAGCAAUAACUACCCGACUUCCCCUUCCCACCAUUUUCUCAACUAUAACGUACAUCAUUCAAGCAAAUCACGAUAGACAGGUCUGAUUUUAUACCCAAUGGCCUUGAAUUUCCCUCUAACAACAGCAGUCUUACGUAGAUUUGUAAAAUUGAAUAUUUUGGCAUUGAUUAUUAUCAUACGCUUACCCUCUAACUACUAAC